Messenger RNA from Schistosoma margrebowiei, 910 nucleotides. Lineage: Eukaryota; Metazoa; Platyhelminthes; Trematoda; Strigeidida; Schistosomatidae. The record is from the annotation of a GenBank genome assembly.
GGUAAACUUUCCCCAUCAAUUCUUUUCAAUGACUAGCUUUUCUUAAUCUAACGGUUGUAUUGUCUUUAGUGGUUAUAAAUCUCUUUUAUUAUUAAUUUCAAGUGCACUCUGUCUGCUAUCCGAGCCACUGCUUUUCUUUUUUGCUAGAUUCACACACUGCCCCAGUACACAAUGUACCUUCAAUCUAGACUCAAACUUACCAAUGACUGAAUGCCCUUGCACAGUGAUGCAGAUGCUACUGGUACCCGAUCUCGCCCAAAGUCUUGGGGGGAUUUCUGUCCUGUUUGGGUAGAUUUUGAGGAGACAGCUAUAGAAAACUUCAGUUGAUUUACACCUGAGAAAUAAUGUCUCUGAUUAACUAUCGAUUCGCCCUUACAGCUUACCAAAGGUUCCAGUCAGUCACCUGUGUAUCUCUAAAUCGUCACUAUGAAAGUUCACCAACACCAUUGGAAUAUUUUACAAAACUUCAAGAGAUAGCUGAUCAUUGGCCUUGUGAUACUUGUGGUAGAAAAGUGACUCUAAAAGAUGAAAUCAAACGUCGUGCUACUGAAUUCCUUUCUAAACCAAUGCAAGAAAUAGAUGCUAAAUUUUGGGAAGAAGAAUGUCAAAGUUUGUCUCGUAUUUUUAAUAACCAUUAUCGAGAUAUCUAUCGACCUCCUUCCGUUCUUCGUGAUGGGUGCACUGUACCAGGAAGUUCAGUUAUAGCUGCGACCGGAGCUGAUCUGAUGGAAUGUAGAAGAAUUCUUUGUGAUCGCGACGAUGGAAACAAAAAACUUACUUUAUAUCAACGCCUGAUUUAUAAAUUAUUUUACUAGCCCAUUUUUUUAUAUUUCAUUUUUAUAGUUUCAUUGAAAUUGUAUGCAUUAGUUUUGUUAUUUAACGUCUUUUCAGAAAAAAAUUGUUGAGCUUC